UUUCCCUUUGGCGCCAAGAGAAUUGAUUAUUGUUGUUGUUGAAAGGAGAAAGGAGAAAGGAGAAAGCGAAACCCUUGUGAGAGUUGAAUGGCUUCAAGCUCAGGCAAUGAAGGAGAUUCAAUGGAGGAUUACGAGGCUCUGAUUUCGACGACGGACGUUGAGCUUCUGAAGCGAGCGUGGCGCAACGAGAAGGCAGCACCCGAGGUUCUCCGAUUCGAAUUCCAGUUGAUUUCCCGCCUCAGAGAACAGAUUGAACUGAUGGAAGAAACCAUCCAAGAUAAAUCCACCGCCGCAACGGACCCCCUUUCGCUCUCUCUCUAUCAGAUGGACUUGGACAGAACCCUCUUUCUCCUCCGAUCAUAUCUCCGGAUCCGCAUCCAAAAGAUUGAAAAGUACAUGUUCCACAUCCGAAAGACUAAUGAACUUUGGAACAGGCUAUCUAAAGACGAGAAAGAGUUCACCAAUGCGUGUAUAGAAGACCUAAAGCAACAUCUGGAGGAGAGUGUUCUGUCAAAGUUGCCUGAAAAUUAUCAGUCUGUUCUUAAGCAAUCUGUAACAAGUGGAGAGGAUGAUAUGGUCCCAGAACCACAACUAGACACAUUUGUUUUGUGUAGAAGUAAAGAGUAUCUCACGGGAAUUCAACUCGAAGAUGGACCUGUUGAUGACAGGUCGAAGCUGUUUGAGAUGGAGCCAGGUGUCCUGCACUUCAUAUGUUAUAAAUCAAUAAAGGCACUUGUAGAGAGUGGCAAAAUUGAUCUACUCUGAUAAGUUUACAGUUCGGAUGAUGCUCAUGAGAAACCCACUAUUGUUUAUUCCAAGUUUUUUUUUUAUUCUGCUGUAUGGAGCUGAUUCAAGAUGUUGUCAAGGAAAUAGUGUGACGUGAAAAUUCAAUAUGAGAUGAUUUAUUCCUUGUUUCUUUUUGUUUUUCAUUAAAUGUUUUUUAAUUCACGUCUUUAAAACUUAUAACAACUAGAUAAAUCUUUGUUAC
Cajanus cajan (pigeon pea) is the source of this 988-nucleotide messenger RNA. RefSeq names its product DNA replication protein-like protein (gene SLD5). The record is from RefSeq and is a predicted model, not a curated record. NCBI's taxonomy places the organism in Eukaryota, Viridiplantae, Streptophyta, Magnoliopsida, Fabales, Fabaceae. Gene Ontology annotation, biological process: double-strand break repair via break-induced replication; DNA-templated DNA replication. Gene Ontology annotation, cellular component: GINS complex.